GCCAAAGCAUGAGGUGUGGGGGUGACCAGGAAGCGAGAGUCCAGACUGGGAAGGAGUACGGUUUCGGCUCCGGCGCUGCUGCGAGGCUUUAGCGAACAGCUGAACAUGUGGAAUCCCAAUGCCGGGCAGCCAGGGCCAAAUCCGUAUCCUCCCCCAGUAGGGUGCCCUGGAGGUUCCAACCCUGCCUAUCCACCACCUGUCAAUCCUGCCUUUCCUCCUGGCCCCUGUCCCACUCCUCCAGGACCUCCCCAGGUGAAUCCAGCUUUCCCUCCAAGUAGGCCCCUUUAUCCCAUGCCACAGCCGGGGUGUCCAGGAUACAAGCCCUCAGGGCCCUACCCUCCCCCAUACCCUCCACCUGCUCCUGGCAUGUGCCCUGUAAAUCCUCUGGCUCCUGGCAUGGUGGCCCCAGGGAUGGUGAUGGACAAGAAGAUGCGGAAAAAAAUGAAGAAAGCUCAUAAAAAGAUGCACAAACACCACAAGCAUGGCAAGCAUUCCUCCUCUUCCUCCUCUUCCAGCAGUGACUCUGACUGAAUGCAGGGCUUGGACCCUCCUUCCCUCAAGUCUCACCAGUUCUGCUCUCCCAUCAAGCUUCAGCUGCCAUGUUGUACUGGAGGGAAUUAGCCCCCUGCCCCCUGCCCCACCCCCACCUGUGCCCUGCUGCUCAGUCCUGACCCGGGCUAGGGAGAAUGGAAAGAGGAUUGCCAUGGGCUAGCGAAGGCUGCCUUCUCCAUCCCUGCCUGAUAGCUCUUUAUAGAUGAAGAGUUUAGCAGGGGAGGUGUCUUUUGAAGAUGGUGAGACCUCUGAGUUAAAGGAAGACAAGUUUGAGAUCUUUAAAAUAUGACUUUUCAUUUCCUUUUAUGAUACUUGUGGCUGGGAAGAUUUGUGGAAAUUUUCUUAUGAUGAUGAAAAGCCUGUAAUGUUUUGUAAUGAUAGCACAUUAGGGUGGCUGAGUAGCAAAUAUAUUCCUAGCACUUUAAUUGAUUGUAUUAGCUACAAGGCUGCUGGGCAAUGGAGUCCAUUUGGUUGGUGAGCUCUUCUGGAGCCCAAUCUUUCCUUAGUUCAGUAUGCUAUUUUAGGUAUUGCUUCCCAGCUCUGAAGCCAAAUAAAGGUUAUGUUUUCUGGUC
Molecule: messenger RNA, 1124 nt
Organism: Jaculus jaculus (lesser Egyptian jerboa)
Lineage: Eukaryota; Metazoa; Chordata; Mammalia; Rodentia; Dipodidae
Gene: Prr13
Product: proline rich 13
Exons: 4
Coding region: 106-531 (141 amino acids)
Cellular component (GO): nucleoplasm
Source: RefSeq, a predicted model, not a curated record